This is a messenger RNA of Engraulis encrasicolus (European anchovy), 1950 nucleotides long. It is a transcript of the gene mydgf, whose product is annotated as myeloid-derived growth factor. Gene Ontology annotation, biological process: positive regulation of angiogenesis; positive regulation of endothelial cell proliferation. Lineage: Eukaryota; Metazoa; Chordata; Actinopteri; Clupeiformes; Engraulidae. The record is from RefSeq and is a predicted model, not a curated record. The coding region runs from base 81 to 584 and encodes 167 amino acids. The transcript is spliced from 6 exons.
AUGAGACAGACACCCUGCGCCCUGUCCUGUCCCUAGCCUUCACUUACCCAGCUCUCUCUGUUGCAACUGUGAAAUCCAGAAUGGCCAUCAGAAAUCUUAUUUCAUCCACUAAUACCCUGCUUGGGGUUGUUCUUCUCAUCGUUGUGUCUGCAUCGUUUGCUUCAUCCGAGAAUACAAAAACAGUGGACUUCAAUGUGAAACCCGGUGGAGUUGUUCACACUUUCUCUGAGAAAAUCAAAGACCAUGAAUGCUCAUUCACAUAUGCAUCACAAGGGGGAACCAAUGAGCAAUGGCAUAUGAGUGUGGGCAUCAGUGAUGAUGAGCAGCUCAUCUCCUGCACUGUGUGGAGACCACAAGGGAAGUCCUACCUGUUUUUCACCCAGUUCAAGGGGGAGAUCUCAGGAUCAAGACUUGAAUACGCAAGCGCUUACUCCCAGUCUGCUGUGGGAGGAGGAGGAGACGUGGCUUUGAAGCAAGAAGAGUACCGGGUUGACGAUGACUCGGUUUCUCAUCGGGAGGGCGCGUUCAAGGCCCAGCUCUCCAAGCUGACCAUGAUUGCUCGGGUCAAACAUGACGAGCUGUGACUAGCCGCCGGGAGACGCUCGAUCAACUGAAUGUGCUUUAACGAGGUGAAGGAAGAAACGGGAGCAGCGUGACCGCGUCACCGGCGUCGUCCUCCUUGCAGAAGAAACACGGUGACAAAGGAAAGAUGGGACUGUGAAUGCAGAUGAAAGUGGUUUUUUUUCUUUCCUCCUUGUUCUCUCGCAGUAACAGUUGCACUGAGAAGCAACUGUUCUUGUACAGUAUCUUCUAGCAGAAUUUAGUGUUCUUUUUGUUUUCUGAUGAAUAAUUUGUAGAGGAUGAAAGGGUUUGGCAGGUAUAUUUCUACGGGCAUAUUAGAUACAGAAAACCAAAAAAAUAAAGGGUUUAGGAUAUCUUCUAGUAAUGGCUGUCUGCACAGCGAGUAAGUAGAAGCCGUGCAGCUGACACCGUAGUGUGUCCAAAAUGAGGUUGCUCCAGCGAAAAAUAAUAAAAGAAUGCAGUAGCACUGAGAGAGAGAGAGAGAGAGAGAGAGAGAGAGAGAGAGAGAGAGAGAGAGAGAGAGAGAGAGAGAGAGAGCAUGCAUCACCCCACAGCCUCAGUCCUCGGUCCUUCUCAUGCUCAUUCCUAACGCUCGUAGUUUUUAAGCAGACUUGGGCAGGAUGGGCUGUCUUGCAUGGUCCGUUGGAACAGGCCCAGGGGAGCAUUCUAAAUCUGUACCCCCUACACAACAAUCUCAUGGUUAUUUAUACUCCUUAGGUCUCUCUCUCCCCUUCUCUCUCCCUCUCUCUCCAUUUCUCUCUCCAGCACAUACUAACUUCCAGGUAGCACUCUUUUUUUUCUCACAGUUUCUGCAUUUCUACACGUUUACCUGGUAUCUACAUAGGAAUGUGCAGGAUGGUGUUGGUAAAGAUGCAGCACUAUUACCACCACACUACCACUAUAACCACUGCACUGAACUUAACGUGAUGCCAUUUAAUUGGACUAUGACAAAAAGACACACAUUUCUACUCAAAUGUAUACUCAUUUUCUGCAAUUUCCCAUGCAUGUAACAGGUAAACCUGUGGAAAUGAAGGGAACUGUCAAAGAGAGUGUGAACAACUUGUCAUAGUGUUAAAGUCAACAAGAGAUGGUGACUUAUGGGACUUACGGUGUGUGCUGCAGCAUGCGUGCUCAGGGUUUCCAUCAGUGAAGGGUCUCCACCACUGCAUGCGAUGUACUGUAGGCUCCCUCCCUCAGACCAGCAGGUCUUUCCUCAGGGGAGGGAUGAGAUAGCACAUCAUUAACUUUACUGUCACAUGUCACAACCUUGGUUUUUCCCCUCUCAUAUUGAUGGAUGUCCUCAUACCCUUCUAAUUUCCUGUAAGUUCUGCCAUUACAGUUCAAUAAAGGUGGGUUUUUUUUACAAGA